UUUUUUUUUCUAUCUUCCUUUUGUUCUCGCCUUUUUUUUUUUUUAACUCGCUGUCUCUCGCUUUCUUCGUUUGUAUUUCAUUCUUCCUGCUGUGGAGAAGACGAGACGAUUGGUUGACACCAGUGUUGAGUACAGAUAAACUUUUGUACCCGGGUUAGCACACUCAAUCACAGCAGGAGUAAGGCGCAUGUCACUGCCACCUGACAAAGCCUUGACGGUGAGUGUAUCCGACUAAACUGUAGUAGAGAUAAAACUAGGUGAAAAUAAUAGUUUUAGAUAAAGCUAGGAGAUUAGAUUAGAAAAAGAUAAAGAAACUAGAUACGAUAACAAUGAAGAGACUGGAUUAGUUAAAGAGGAGGAAACUAGGUUAGACAGUACUAACCUUGUUUUCAAGAAAGUGAGAAAACAAAAGAAGAAAAGAUAUUUUGCAAAGAACUGGCGGUAACUGCCUUUCACCUGUAUAAGUCGUAGGAGGCGUUUUGCCUCUGUAGUUACAAAGAUUAGUUAUGAUUAGAAAUCAUACCCGCGGGUAUCGUGUUGUAUUAACUUACAUUCUUUGCAACUGCUUGGUAACUACGACUCCAGGGGCACAGCAGCCUCUACAGUCUGAAAGAUGCUUCGCACCUGCAAAGACUAUAGCCUUCCCUUUGAAGGACAACGGGAGUGCAACAUUUUUUCUUUAUAAUCGGGUGGAGUUCAUUUUAAAAUAGACAGGCACCAGGGUGUCACUCGAGGGAAAACAUUAAGAGCAACCUCCAUGUUCUAAUAUAAGACACUUUUCGUUGAAACCUGCAACUUGACUCUGACAUAAAAUACCCCGGGUAUAUAUAUAUCCGACAUGUUAGAGAUUCAGAAGUCGUCCCCCAAGACGACAGUCAGAAAAAAAUGUCCUAAGUCACGCAUACCGAGACCUUGAUGUAGGUAACACAUGAUCACGCCUGCAGAAAACACAUUAAAAGCGGCUGCAAAUCCCUGCAGCGAAGUAUUUCACGGUAGGCUCAAGGCAUGACAUUGAUAUCAUCCCUCCCCAACCCCAUUUCUUACCUGCAAGUUUCAUUUGCUGGCCUCAGUGACAUCACACGAGGAGGGUCACUCAUUCCAAUCUUUCUGAGCGAGGUGGGCUUCGGAACAGAGCCUUACUGGUUCGAGGUUGACAGACAGGAGAAGCUGAGAGGUUAUCAGGAGCACGGCAUGAUAGAUCACCUAUCGAGUGAAAAAAGAGAAUCGGGUCAGAGGUCAGGACGACUAGGGCGGGCACGCCUUGUGCUGCAGACAUCACCACCAUGGAAGCCAGCUACAAAUCAAAUUUCAGCAACACUACAGACAUCACCACCAUGAAAGCAAGCAGCAAAUCAAAUGUCAGCAACGCCAAUAGUGACGUGUACAGCAAGAUCGACAACUGGAACAGAGGCAGUGCCAGAAGUCUGCAGGAAAGUGUGGAGUUGUCGUCAUUAGGUUCUCAGCACAGGAGAGAUAAUCCUGUAACCUUUGACACUUGGUCGUCAGCGAACGACUACAGCCAGUCUGCAAGUAAAAGACGAGUUUGUUGCAAACAGAAGUCGACGGUCGUGCUGGUGAUGUUGAUAUUGAUAAUCGUCGGUGCUAUUUCAGGAGGCAUUGCCUACAAUGAGUUAAAGAAUCGUUCUACGUCUACAGCUCCAGGUGAAGGACAAAAAUACUGGGUCAGCAGAGGUCGCGUCACCACGUUGGUGAAUGACUCCUUCCUUCCUGCAAUGGCAACAGCUCUUCCACCGAAUUCAAGGAAUUCAACAAGAAACUGUGUUACAGUGUUUACAAAAUUUUAGCUGGGAACGACAGUGUGGUCUUCCGCGGCUGUGCCCUACUUGAUCUCAGAGAAGGUAGCAUCAUCGCAAAUUUCACUUUGGACCUCCGUACCACUUUCGACACUUCUAAAGCAAGCGGUGAGUGGCUCAGGAGCCACUUGCAGCAGUCUGGGGUCCAGGAGGGACAGUCUGUUAAAUGGUUAAAUCUGCGAAUUCUGAAAUCUUCAAUUGUGGUUACACCCUUAAUCUCAGGUGAGGUUGAUGUUCCGACUUCAGAUCCAGAUAAUGAAACAGAUGGCUGUGGACAGGCUGCAUAUCUACAUCUGCCAUACACCUACCCACUGUACUGUGACGAAUAUAAGGCAUGCAAUGGCACGGUGAUCGAGUAUUUAAAAUGUCCUCAAGGCCAAGAAUUUUCUUACAACCCAGCGACCACAAACAGCUCUGUGUGUGGUUUGCGAUCAAAUUCUACGUACUGUGGUGGACAAAUGAUAAAAGAUAUCACCACAACGACUGAGGCCCGGAUGACAGGUACAGUGACAGUGAACAGGACGGCAAACGCCACGACAAUGGAUGUUAUGACAACAGAAGCGAUGAAUGUAAGCAAAACGACUGCGACUGGAGCUACAGACGUGUCAACGCAGAAUGCGACGACAGCUGCAAUGAUAACGAACACUGUAAGGACUGGAAUCACAGACCCGUCUAUGCAGAAUGCGACGACAGCUGCGGUUAUUGUUACUACAGCUGCAGAGGUUGUAAACAGGACGGCGGUGACCGGAACAACAGACGUGUCUACACAGAAUGCAACGACAGCUGCCACGAUGAUGAACAGUUCGACAGUGACUGGAACCGCUGACACGUCUACACAGCAUGUGACCACAGCUGCGGUGAUUGUGAACGGUACAACUGUGACUGGAACGAUAGCUGUGACCUCACAGAGUGUUACUGCAACUGAAAUAAAGGAGAACGUACCGACAGUGGUUGGAACGACAGCUGCGACUACACAGAACGUUACGACAGCUGGAAUGGCAAUGAACAGUACGACAAUGGCUGGAACGACAGCUGCGACGACACAAAACGUCACGACAGCUGGAAUGGCAAUGAACAGUACAGCAAUGACUGUACCGGCAGCUGUGACGACACAAAACGUUACGACAGCUGGAAUGGAAAUGAACAGUACGACAAUGGCUGGAACGACAGCUGUGACGACACAAAACGUGACGGCAGCUGCAAUGAGUGUGAAUGGGACAACUGUGAUUGGGAAUACGAUUGCGGAUACACAGACUGUAACUGCUACAGCGACUGCAAGCAAUCCAACAGUGACUGAAACAACAGACGCAGCUACAGUGGCUGCAGUCACAAAAGCACGUGUGACAAUGGAACCGAUUUGAAAAGGUACAACAGCGAUCAGAACCACAGAUGCGUCUGAACAGGAUAUGACGACAGCUGCAGCGAUUGUAAACGGCACAAUAGCAUCAAAAACCGCCAAUGCAUCUACACAGAACGUUACGACGGUUGCAGCGAUGUGGAACAGUACUGCAGUGACUGCAACCUCCAGUCUACACAGAACAGUUGAGAGAAGGUAACUCAUCAUCAAACAGUUCCAGAGUUAUCUGCCGAUCGUACCCAACUUUGGUGUUUAUUUUGACACAAUGGGUGCUGGGUAUCUGCUUUAUCACACUGCCUUCUAUUAUUAUCGGAGACUGUCCUUAACCAAGGUCCAAACACCGAUACAUCGGGGUACAACUAUAUAGCUGACUACAGAAGUGACUCGUCUUUCCCUUGCUGUGCUUUGAUGUUCUGAAUGCAUAACAUAAAUGUGUUUAAAGUGUAUGUCACCGAUUGAAAUUCCUGGAAACAUAUGAACGACAAUCUUGAAAAGUAAUUACCUAUGUGUGAUAUGAUAUUAUUUAACGAUAUGUAUGUGUGUGUGUGUGUGUGUGUUGAUGUGUUUGGCGAUGAUCAAGUCAAAGGCAGCACAAACACCUUUACCUGUGAAUCACGUGUUCAGUCGACGAUAAGGCAGCUGUCAACCAAUGUGAAGACUAUAUUCUAAGUGCAGUGACACCAGCGCAUGUGUUUGUUGACAUGUCACUCACAUUGUGUACUCACCGAGCAAAUGGUGAUAAUCUCCAGUCUACGGUUUGCAAUAAAUUGCGGAUGUAUUUCAGUCAAUACAGUCGCCCCGCAGUAUUCGUGGGUUUCACUUUCAUGAUUUUGAUUAUUCACGAGUUUAUCUUCAAUAAUUAAAUAAUUAAAUAAUUUUUCUCAUUUUUCUCACAGAUUUGUAGUCUAAUGUGGUAGAUUGUACAUGUAAAGAAAACUAAAAAAUACAGUAAGUCAUAAAAUAUAUGUAUUACUAAUGUAUUAUUUACUUCAUAAAUAUAUGCUUGUAUGCGUUUGAAUAUGGUUGAGAGUAUUAAUCGUUAUGGUUUGUUUUUUUUUUUUUUUUGAAUUGUCGGAGCCUAGAGUUAUUCGCGAAUUUUCCCCCUUUGUAGGGGUCCUAGGCCAUCGAAUACUGGGGGCUGACGGUAAUUAACUAUCCUUUAAUAUUUAAAUAUAAAUAUUUUAUUAAAUAAAAAUAAUAAUUGGUGAAAA
Molecule: messenger RNA, 4382 nt
Organism: Pomacea canaliculata
Lineage: Eukaryota; Metazoa; Mollusca; Gastropoda; Architaenioglossa; Ampullariidae
Exons: 9
Coding region: 1284-1805 (173 amino acids)
Source: RefSeq, a predicted model, not a curated record